GUAUGCAGGCGCGACGAACACGGUAGAGGAGGUGGAGGUAGAGGUCGACGAGGUUAAGAUGGAAGCGGAGGACCAUUUGGCGAGGGAGUAUGUGCAGGAGUUUGUCCUCGAUCAUCUGGACCCCGCCGACGUCAAGCGAGAGGUGCGAAUGGGCUCGCCGACCGUGAUGGUGAACGGUAGCGUGGUGCAACUUUCGGGACCGGUGCAGCCGCAGGGCUUGACCUUGGCGCCGUUGACGCCGCCUGCGCACGAGCUGGAGCAGCCCCAUCCGCUGUACGGGCAGCCGCACAUUCAGGUGCAGCACGGCGUCCUGGUGAAGGCACCGCCUGGCACCGCGGCGCAUCUCACCACGCUGUCGCACCCGGGCACGCCGCCGGACACUCCGCCGGUCUCGGCCUCACCGCCGCCGCCGCUGCAGCUGCAUCGCGGCGACCGCGAGCUGCGGGAGCCGCGCGAUGGCCGCGACCGCGGCGGCAUCCUGCUGCAGUUGCAGCAACCGCCGGCGCUGGUGCAGGAGGAGAUACAGGUCAGCGCGGGCGGCAUGGGCUGGCUCACGCAGUCGUUGCGGCAGGAACCGCUGGACCUGAGGCCCCAUUGCCCUCAGGAGCAAACCCCGGAGCCGCACCACGAGCCUUGGUCGACCACGUCGGCGCACCAUCAUUUCCAGGAGUUGCAGCACCUGCCGCGACCUACCAGACACGCGGGCUACUUGACGAUGUCGAGUCACCUCGAUUACUACGGUGGUCCUGGCACAGGGAGCGGGAUGCUUCCCGCCGGCGGGGGUGUGCUGCAGGGGAUAGAGGACAGCAUGCAGGGCAUGUCCUUGCAGCCGGGCAGGCCCUUGAGCGUGUGCUCGGUGAGCUCCUGCGGCGCCGGCGGGCCCAGCCCGGCUCACCGAGCCGGCAACGGUCUCUACUCCAACUGCAACGGCUCGAAUGCUCAGGAGGAGCUGAUGAAUGACGAGCUCCUAAUGUCGCUGUCGGUGCGCGAACUCAACAAACGCCUCCACGGCUGCCCGCGGGAGGAGGUUGUGAGGCUGAAGCAAAAGCGGCGGACGCUGAAGAAUCGCGGUUACGCGCAGAAUUGCCGCAGCAAGCGGCUGCAGCAACGCCACGACCUCGAAACCACCAACCGGAAUCUGCAGAACGAGCUGCAACGCACGAAGGUCGAGCUGUCGCGGCUGCAGCAGGAGUGCGAUCUUUACAAGCAGCGGUACGAGAUGCUGAGGACGCAGCAGAGUCACCAUCACAAUCACAGUCAGAGCCAUCACCAACAACAGACGUCGCAGCAGCAGCAGCAGCAGCAGCAGCAGCAGCAGCAGCAGCAGCAGCAGCAACAGCAGCAGCAGCAGCAGCAACACCGGACCCAGCAGACCCAGCAGCCACACCCGCAGCAGCAGCAGCAACAGCAACACCAACCGGCACCUGCGAGCCCCGAAGUCUACCUGUGACAUCGACAGCGCCGAGGAGGCGCUUGUUGGACUUGAAGAAUCUUCCAUUGCCGGUUGAUCAGUGGAUUCUCCAUUGGUGAGUGACGACAAUUGGUAAUUCGGUGGAAGUUUUCGAUGAAAUCUUAUUAAAUUGCGUAAGCACAUUUUAUUCGACUUGAAGGCAUUUUUUGGUAUGAAAUUUUCGUAAAGUUUUGGCGAGUAAAAUUCUUGGCGACGUUAAGCGACGGGUGAAAACAGCAGGGAGUCACCGUUAGACGUUCGACGAGAUACCGAGUCGAUGUUGCUCAUUUUAUUCGUAAACAUUAAUCCGUGGAAUUUUGUUUUCUUCCUUUAUUUCACUUGACAAAAAACACGACGAAGCUUCUGCACCGGCCUUAAUGUGUCACGACGAACGCGGACUGUUCUCGUGUGCAGUGUGACGUUCGUGCGCUUAUAUCGUCUAGGUGGAUAAAAAUAUUUCAUAUAUCUGGCUACGCGUAAAGAUUACAUGAAACCGCGUUGCGUAACCAACAGUGAUAUACACGUUGACCUUGAAAUAUUGACUAUGUUUCUAAAAUGUGCAUGUGAAGCCUUUCACGACGCGCGCGUGUAUCUGGAAGUGCAUGAUAAUACCCAAGAGUGGCGGAGGGUGUUUCAGUCGCAAAUUCCCACGUAGUAUUAUUUUUCUAUAGAACUUAACGUCAGUGCCGAGCAAAACGCGUAGAUCGCAAUUUGACUACGUCGACUACGAAGAGCACACGUGACAGACUGUCAUGCCACUGAUACGUACCGACCGAUUCAAACAGUUUGAGCAAAUGGGGGAACGAAGUUGGACGUGAAAACGAAAGUUUGACUCGACGGAUUUAUUUAUGUCCUCAGCGUGAAUUCAAGAGACAUCGUACAAACUUUCCGACAAAAUUCCUUUUAAUAUCGCUUAUACCCGGAAUACACAUUAUUUUCAAGGUUCGCACCCUUUUGCUCGGAGCGACCGCGUCUUGUAUCGAAAAUUCAGCCGCGAGAGGCUAAGACGAAAAUAAAGCGGAUUGUAUUUCUCGCGCGCGGAUUUGCAGAGGAUUAUAAUCUCGAGUCCAUGUAAAUCUGAGUUACUGAGCUUGAACUUAUUUCGUUGGACAUUCCCGGCAUUAUAUAUCGAGGACGAGAAGCCCUUAUACCUUUGCGCAUAAUUCUGACGUCGGAGUUGUAAAAUGUCGCGCAUAAUUACACAGGCUAAAAUUACGCGACCCGCGUAGUGCAUGAUUUUUUUCAAACAGUUAUACUUACCAUCACACACACACACACACACACACACACACACACGCGCGCGCGCGAAACUAUAAAUAAAACUCUCUCUGUACGCAAAAAUAGAUAGACGAUUCGAGAUUCGCUCGAAAGCGUAUCGCAUAAUGUCGCAUAAUAUGCAAUAUGUGUUUGAACGGUCGAUUGUUCGGUUGUUUGCAGCUUGACCACGGAUCGCGAAGAAUCGGCGGGAUUGCGAGAAGCAGUUUCUCAGUCGAGACUUAAGCCCUAAGCACACUCUAAGCUACACGUGUAUAUAACGCUCAAUUUCCCGAUUUAUAUGUCGCAGUUCUUUUUGGUUCUUUUCUUUUCGGGCUGUGACACGCCGAGAGCUCGGCUGUCGAGCUGACCUUGACGAGAACAUGUAAGCGGUUAUCUCGCGUAACUGAAGUAUCAAUAGGUUAAAGGUAUCUAGAUGAAUCGACUUUAGCGUAUAUGUGUUAGGCGAUUUGGUCGAACAUUGUCGAACGGGCGGAACAAGGGACAAAGAGGUCGCCGGAGCGGAGUGCAAAGCUCCGAGAGAAAAGCUUACGUUAAGUGACGUAGUAUUAAGGAAUCUCCGUGUCCUGUUUGUUAUGUAAUUUUUAGCAAAUGGUUUUAUAUAGUUACGGUUUAGUUAUUAAUAACACGAUUAGAAAUAGAUACGCGUGCGGGCGCUCGGUAUCACCGUGUGAGUGGCGAGGUUUCAGACGAGGGUUGAAGCCGCUCGGGAUCUUGAGAGUUGUUUCUCAAGUUGCGUAGAUAGAUCGCGCAAUUUUUAACAUGGAUUAGCAUUCGCGCGCGCGCGUAACUUGUGGCGUGGAUUGAACAAGGAAUAAGCAAUCGUUGCGAUUGGUGGCGAGACUUUGGACUACGUAAUUGAGACGUCAGAGUGUUAACCGGCGACGUGAGUCGUCAGGCGAAUUCUGUUUGAAAAUUAUGAACGCUACCGCACGACGAAAUAAAGCAAAAUUCUGCAUGCUAAUACACAAUUUCUGGCGUCCGCUCAGUCCGCGAGUCGAGUAUCUGAUUUUACGUACGUAUUGAAAAAGAAGCUUCCGAAUUGCAACUUGAUCCUGAAGAAAAUUUCCGCCAUUACUUAACGCGAUAUUUUCUGUUACUCCCCCGCGCAGUCUCGCAGUCUCGCGCAGUCUCGCGAUCAAAUUUGAUUCUCCGGUUUCAUUCGCGACGCAGUAGACCCAUUUCCCGUCUAUUUGUCCCACUUGAUCUCAGCGAUUACUCGAGCAAGAUUCCGAUCGUGUUUCAAACCGUCCUGUCUAAAAUCGCUUGGGAUUUUAUUUAUAUACAUCCGAAUGGCUAUGCGUGUCGAGGAAUAACACUUGGUACACGCGCGCGUUCUAUUUAUCGGAAAUUGAAACCUUGUUAUGUGGUUUCGGUACGUCCAACUUUCUGUUCGAUCCAACAGAUAUGGGAAAGUGCGUCAUGAACUCGUUAAUAUCCACCGGAUAGAUAAAUUUUCGAUCCAAUGCAUCGUGUCUGGAUACUGAUGUAUGUCAUAAUUAUAUUCGUAUGUUACAAGGAGCACAGAUGACGAUCAUUCAGUAAAUGACAAUUAGCAGUUGACACAUUAUAUGAAACUAGAAGAAGAAACUAAAACUUUAUUCCAUAUUAAAUGAAAUUGUCAAAAGUUAGCUUCGAUUUCUGUCUUCAGCAUAUAGUUAAAUUUUAAAUUUGAAUUGUAUUAUUUAUGCAUGUCAUUUGCCAGUGCCUUUUCAUUUUUAUCACUUUCCAUCGAUCCUCCUUCCUGUCGCCAGGAAAUCUUGUAUAAAACCAUACGACAUCGAAUUGUGCACAUGUUCUUCAUCAAAAUGUAAAAGGAGAAAAAUACAAGAAAAUUUACGAAAAAUUUUUUGUUAGUUAGAGAGAUUGAUAAUUUCAGAGGGCAUUAUUUUCUCAUGCUGCGAAUAGAAAUGUGUUUAGUGUUUGAUUGAAUUAUUAGUGGCGUUUCACGUCUUAACGGACUUUGCACUACAUAAGAUGGGCUUAAGACGUUUCUCUGAGAGGAUCUCGCAAACGACCAGAAUAAAUUUUUAUA
Molecule: messenger RNA, 4760 nt
Organism: Harpegnathos saltator (Jerdon's jumping ant)
Lineage: Eukaryota; Metazoa; Arthropoda; Insecta; Hymenoptera; Formicidae
Gene: tj
Product: Maf family bZIP transcription factor traffic jam
Exons: 4
Coding region: 59-1450 (463 amino acids)
Biological process (GO): regulation of transcription by RNA polymerase II
Cellular component (GO): nucleus
Molecular function (GO): DNA-binding transcription factor activity, RNA polymerase II-specific; RNA polymerase II cis-regulatory region sequence-specific DNA binding
Source: RefSeq, a predicted model, not a curated record